CCCCGCAUGCCUGCGUCAGUAUUUCAUGAGCUUUCAUCGUGUUACGAACGUGGUGGAAUCAAUUGUUUUACUUCUCAUUCUAUUACUUCCCAUUACGUCUAACAUUGUACAAUUUGAAUAUUGUAAAAGUGCCUUUUUUUCGGGAAAAAUAAUUUUCCAACUUUAAAAGCAAAAUAAAUAACAUUUUUUUUUUCAAAAAUGGCGGACGACGGUCACGAGAAUGGAACGUCAAAUCAUGUUGUACCCGAGAUCGAAUUAAUCAUCAAGGCAUCAACGAUAGACGGUCGCCGGAAAGGCGCUUGUCUUUUCUGUCAGGAAUACUUCAUGGAUCUUUAUCUACUCGCUGAAUUAAAGACAAUUUCACUCAAGGUCACUACUGUAGACAUGCAAAAACCACCGCCUGACUUUCGCACCAAUUUUCAAGCCACACCACCACCAAUUUUAAUUGAUCGUGGCGAUGCGAUACUUGAAAAUGAAAAAAUUGAACGACACAUCAUGAAAGUUAUUCCAGGUGGUCAUAAUCUAUUUGUUCAAGACAAGGAGGUUGCCACUUUAGUGGAAACAAUUUUUAGCAAGUUGAAAUUGUUGUUAAUUUCAAAAGACAAGGAUGUUGAUCCAAUGAAUUCAUCGUUGAUGACACAUUUACGUAAAAUUGACGAGCACCUUGGACGAAAGGGAACAAGAUUUUUAACAGGCGACACAAUGUGUUGUUUUGAUUGUGAAUUGAUGCCACGUUUACAGCACAUAAGGGUCGCUGGAAAAUAUUUUGUUAAUUUUGAAAUACCCGAGACAUUGAUACACCUUUGGCGAUAUAUGCAUCAUAUGUAUAGGCUCGAUGCUUUUCUACAAAGUUGUCCUGCUGAUCAGGAUAUUAUUAAUCAUUACAAGCUACAACAGAGCAUGAAGCUGAAAAAACAUGAGGAACUCGAGACACCAACGUUUACAACCAGCAUUCCGAUUGAAGUGAAUGACGAUUAAAAGAAAAAAUUAAUUUUACUCGAGUCUUCAAAUAAACACAAACACGAAUCAAAGAUCAACAACAAUCAUUGACAAAAAAAAAGCGCAGGAUCGAAAAUGUCACGUCGUCAUUGUUGUUGGAUCUAAUGUAUAAUUUCUGUUUUAUUUUAUUUUUUUUUCAUCAUUUUCAAAGUAAAACGCGGUCCAAUCUUUACUAGCUUUUUAUAUAUAACUUAAAUUUUUGCUACAAAAAAAUUUAAUAUAAUCGUCUAAUUUAAUCGAGUAGAAAUUUUUUUUUGUUAAAUUUUCAAUAAAACUCGACUUUUUACGUAUCACUUCUGUACGUAAUUUUCUUAAAAAGAAAUAACAACAAAAUAUCGUCUAAGAUUUCGAAUCGACAAAAUAUUUUUCUAUCAAUAUUAUCACAAAGACGCGUAUCCGUCCGAUGGGAAUUUAAUUCCAUGGCAAUUUAAAGAGAGUAAAAAAAUUUCUCUUUUUUUUGAAAAUGUGACCGGUUUUAUUUCACAAUUUAAAAUUUUUUAUUUUUUUCAAUUUCGACGCUUCUUUAUUAUUAUUAUUAUUAUUGAAAGCAACGAUCUUUGUAUGACGAGAGCGAGAAAAAAAAAUUUGUACUACUAAAAAAAAAUGUACAUAUUUAUAUAUUUCUAAAUAGAGAAUAUUCUCGAAAAUUUUAGAAUUUAUUUUGUAACAUACACAAGAAAUGUGGGGGGUUUUUUUAUUUUGAAAAAACAAUCUCCGUAAUUAAACGAAAUUUAAAUUUCCCGCCGAGAAUAUACAAUUUUUUUAUGGCGGGAAAUUCAAAUUUACCAUUUAAUUAUUUCAUUUAAAAGUAAAAUAUUUAUUUUUCACAAAAAGAAUUGUUUUUUUCACUUUGUACUCGAUUUUUUUUUUUGUUCAUUUCGCGAUGUGUUUCAUUUUCGCAAGAUUGUGCCAAAUGUUUUUUUUUUUUUUGUUUAUGGAGAAAAUUAAAAAUACAUGUAUUUAUUUAUAUGCAUAAAAAAAUUAAUUUUGCAUUUAUUUUCGUUUUUUACAAAAUGUUUCCAAGUCAAUAAAAAUAGUUUUCAUUCGAUUUAAAUUAGCCAAGGCUUGUGAAAAACCGGAUUUUCAUUUUCUAGUAAUUGUUUUUUUUUUUUUUUUUUUUUUCUUUAGGGAAGAAAAAAAAUUAUUUUGAAAACAAGAGAAUGUAUUUAUAAAUGUCGCUUUUUCCAUGCGAGGAGUGGAGAAAUUUGUUCGCUAUCGUAUUAUUAAUUAUUAUUAUAAAUAAAUAAAAAAUAUAUAUUAUUAUUAUUAUUAAUUAUAUUAUUGUAUUACUGCAACUUUGGUUUGUACUCAUAGAAAGCAAUAUACCAGUGUUUACAGUA
Messenger RNA from Leptopilina boulardi, 2339 nucleotides. It is a transcript of the gene Clic, whose product is annotated as chloride intracellular channel exc-4. Gene Ontology annotation, biological process: chloride transport. The coding region runs from base 199 to 978 and encodes 259 amino acids. Gene Ontology annotation, molecular function: chloride channel activity. The transcript has 4 exons. Gene Ontology annotation, cellular component: cytoplasm; apical plasma membrane. The record is from RefSeq and is a predicted model, not a curated record. NCBI's taxonomy places the organism in Eukaryota, Metazoa, Arthropoda, Insecta, Hymenoptera, Figitidae.